AAACCGAUCCGAACAAGUCGGACCGCCAUCAAGGCAUCAUCAACUGGUUUCAUAAUCAUUUCCCAUCAUCCGCCACUGCUCCCGAGUACCAACUACGAGGAGUGGUUGGUCUCAUUCUCUAGGGCUUCUCACUUGUGAUUUGGCAAUGGCGAAUCAACUUUACGGCUACAACCCUAGCUACGGAGCUGCAGCAGCCAAUCUCUCCUCCGUAUAUCCUUCUCGAUCUGUCACAGAUCCGUUUCUGUCCGAUUCUUCCCUUCUUUCCUCUUCCAGAUAUCUCUCCUCCGAUCAUCUCUCUUCCGAUCCCUCUUACUAUUCCGUUACCGAGCGUCAUUCUUCCAUGUUCGACGGCCUCCGCUUCUCUGCUUCCGAUAUCGGUGGCGCCGGUGCUUUCUCUUCAAGAAUUCCUGGCGGAAUUGGUGCCUCUGUGUCGACGCACGGUGUUGAUGUUGGUGGUUCUGUCGACCCCCUCGUUGCUGGCCUCAAGCGGUCUUCUGAAGCGCUCUACCAUCCAUCUGUUCUGGGUGCCCAUAACACGAUUGGGCAAAGUGAAGCUUGGUUUUCUACCAAUUCUCUAGCCAAGCGCCCCAGAUUCGAGAGUGCCAGCAAUUUACCUAUUUAUCCACAAAGGCCAGGAGAAAAGGAUUGUGCACACUAUAUGCUCACAAGAACCUGUAAAUUUGGAGAUAGCUGCAAAUUUGACCAUCCUAUUUGGGUUCCUGAGGGUGGAAUCCCAGAUUGGAAAGAGGUUCCAAUUGUUGCUGCAAAUGAAUUCCUUCCCCAGAGGCCAGGAGAGCCAGAUUGUCCAUACUUUAUGAAGACACAAAAAUGCAAGUUCGGUCAUAAGUGCAAGUUUAACCAUCCAAAAGAUCAAAUAAUUUCUUUGGGUGCUCCAGAAAAUACUGAUGUUUUUGUUUUACCUGAGAGGCCCUCUGAGCUCCCAUGUGCGUUCUAUGUGAAGACUGGGAAAUGUAAAUUUGGUGCCACCUGCAAGUUUCAUCACCCAAAAGAUAUACAAAUAGCAUCAACUGGAAAAAAUAAUGCUGAUGGUGAACAGGCUGAAACAGGAGCCAAGGGUGCUGGAACAACUGGGGAUGUGAAGCUACCUGUUUCAGUCACUCCAGCGCUAGUACAUAACUCCAAAGGACUCCCUAUGAGACUGGGUGAAGUUGACUGUCCGUUCUACCUGAAAACUGGCAGUUGCAAAUAUGGUGCCACUUGCCGCUACAAUCAUCCAGACAGGAAUGCAAUCAAUCCACCAGCUGCUGCAAUAGGCCAUGCUAUUGUAGCCUCUCCUGCAGCUAAUCUGAAUGUUGGAGUGGUUAAUCCAGCCACAUCUAUUCUUCAUCCUAUUGACCCCAGGCUUUCGCAAACGAUGGGGGUGGGCCCCACUAUUUACCCUCAAAGACCUGGACAGAUGGAAUGUGAUGUAUGCCUUCAUUUACUUUCUAAUUUUAUUCCAACUGAUGCUACUUUUAUGGAUGAAUUUUAUAUGAAAACUGGAGAAUGUAAGUUUGGGGAAAGAUGCAAAUUUCAUCACCCUAUUGAUCGAUCUGCACCAACAGCUACAAAGUUACAACAAAAUAUUAGGCUCACUCUUGCAGGUUUUCCUAGGAGAGAGGGUACAAUUAUCUGCCCUUUCUACUUGAAGACUGGCACCUGCAAGUAUGGGGUAACAUGCAAAUUUGAUCACCCACCCCCUGGAGAGGUCAUGGCCAUGGCAACAUCACAGGGAGCAUCCACAUCUGCUGGAGAGGAAGCAAAUGGGGACGAAAAAGAGGAUGAAACUGCUAAAGAAGAAGAACAGUGAGGUUGUUGGGAAGUAGAUUUUGUUGUUACUAAUUGGGUAGUGUAUGCUUGAUGUUUCAGGAUGAAUGAUCAUGUAUGGCGUGUUUUACGUAAAUUUGUGGCCAAGUUUUUUCUAAUCAGCCUUGUAGAAGCUUUAUUGUCACAUUGUAAUAAUUUAAGUGUUUUUCUUUGAAGGAUGUGUGGGGGUCUUAUGAGAGUAAAAAGAUUUUUGGAGUAGAUUCAUAUUU
Molecule: messenger RNA, 2036 nt
Organism: Vitis riparia (riverbank grape)
Lineage: Eukaryota; Viridiplantae; Streptophyta; Magnoliopsida; Vitales; Vitaceae
Product: zinc finger CCCH domain-containing protein 37
Exons: 12
Coding region: 146-1810 (554 amino acids)
Molecular function (GO): mRNA binding; metal ion binding
Source: RefSeq, a predicted model, not a curated record